AUGGGCAACUGCGGUGGUGUUCUACCAUUAGUACAUGGAUCUCAUUCAGAUCAUCCUCAUGGAGGUUCCCCUGGCCAAACACGUAAACAUUCGCACGAUGAAAGACGACGUGGUAGUGGUGAUAGUCAUGGAAAAGGCGGUGGACACGGACACGGAAAUAAAAAUCAUUUUCUAACAGAUAAAACUGCUCUCACCAUUGAAUUUUAUCUUUUAUAG
This is a messenger RNA of Rotaria socialis, 216 nucleotides long. The record is from the annotation of a GenBank genome assembly. NCBI's taxonomy places the organism in Eukaryota, Metazoa, Rotifera, Eurotatoria, Philodinida, Philodinidae.